Molecule: messenger RNA, 231 nt
Organism: Racocetra persica
Lineage: Eukaryota; Fungi; Glomeromycota; Glomeromycetes; Diversisporales; Gigasporaceae
Source: the annotation of a GenBank genome assembly
AUGGAAUCUUCAUCUUCGUCUCAAGUGCGUUACCAAGAAAAUGAUAUGAACCCUUCAUAUUUUUUGUUCUUAAAAAACUUCCAAGGACAAGAUCCAUUUUCCUUUGAAAACCAACAAGACCUAUACGAGGGUGCAACAGGAGCUUAUCAUGAAACAUAUCAAGUAAACCAACAGCAGCAAAACCUAUAUCAGGGAACUUAUAGUCCUUUACAAGUGCAUCAAAGGCAUCAA